Scatophagus argus is the source of this 1974-nucleotide messenger RNA. It is a transcript of the gene rad21l1, whose product is annotated as RAD21 cohesin complex component like 1. Gene Ontology annotation, biological process: mitotic sister chromatid cohesion; synaptonemal complex assembly; replication-born double-strand break repair via sister chromatid exchange. Gene Ontology annotation, cellular component: synaptonemal complex; cohesin complex. The record is from RefSeq and is a predicted model, not a curated record. The transcript is spliced from 14 exons. Bases 188 to 1780 code for a protein of 530 amino acids. NCBI's taxonomy places the organism in Eukaryota, Metazoa, Chordata, Actinopteri, Scatophagidae. Gene Ontology annotation, molecular function: chromatin binding; protein binding.
CCCCACGCCAGAUCCGGGCCCCAAGUUGAAACUGUAAAGAUUUGGCUCCAUACGUGUUUUACGUACGCUCUACGCUCUUUGCGGAAGUCGCUGCUAGGUUAUAGCACGCGAUGAUGUGCACGCGCCGAGUGUCAAACCGCGGCACUUUCAAAGUUGAGGUGGCAGUUAGCUUCGGUUUUCCAACACGAUGUUCUACACUCAACUCCUCACGUCCAAGCGGGGGCCUCUAGCCAAAAUUUGGUUAGCAGCGCACUGGGAAAGGAAACUCACAAAGGCUCAUGUAUUUGAAUGCAAUUUGGAAACAACCAUCAGACACAUAACUUCUCCAAAGAGGAACAUUGGCUUGCGGACAUGUGGUCAUCUGCUCAUUGGUGUGGUCAGGAUCUACUCCAGAAAAGCAAAGUAUCUCCUUGCAGACUGCAACGAAGCCCUGGUUAAGAUGAAAGAUGCAUUCAGACCAGGUGAAACAGAUAUGCCGGUGGAGGGACUUGAGGCCACACUAAAAGCAAUUACCUUGAUUGAAGAUUUCACUGCCUUUGAUGCCCAGUUACCAGACCCAAGCAACAUAGAUGUUGUGGACCACUUUUCACUACAUCAGAGUCGAUCAGAGGAAAUUACCCUCAAAGAGGAUUUUGGAAAUGACUUUCUGAACUUGGUAGAUUUUGGUGAUGAGUCCCAGAGCCAUCAGAUUGGACUGCUGGAUAUGAGCUUCCACAGCCUGACUCACCACAGAGACACGUUUGGGGAUGAGGAUAAAGGGUUCGACCUACUCGACUUUCUAAUGAACAUCAGUGAUCAGGCUGAGUCCACUGACACCAUCCCAGAAGAGCCUCAAAAUGAAAAUCCAGAGACCACUGCGCUCAAUUAUCAACAAGUUGCUGACAGGAUGGAGGUGGAAACCCCCACGCUCAGUGAGACCACCCUGGUUGCUAAUGAGAAGAGGGCCUUUGUCCUUGAACCUGUGGCCACCACUCCAAACUCGGAGAAUAAGAGGGGGAACAGGAAACGCAGGUUGGUUGUGGACCAUACUAAAGAGCUGAGCAAUGAAUCCAUCAGCCAGCAGCUUUCGGACUUUUCAGAUCUGGUCGUCUCCAUGGAGAUGACCCCACCAACCCGGCAGCUCAUGCAGCUUAAAGAGAUUGGAGGUGCAGACAAACUCUUGGCACAGCCGUGUUCAACUGUAGUAAAUCCUCAGUUACAGGAGCUCUUUUCCAAGAUUAUAUUCAGGGUGAAAUGUGAUGGUGUGCGCGAGGAGGUUGAGUUGAUGCGCCAGGAUGAACAAGAAGUUCGCACAGACAUGAGCACCUUCACCACAGACAACGUCAGCGUCGACGAUUCAUCAGUAGAUCCUGAAAAAACACACAACGCCGAGCUGACGGCCCUCGAUCGUAUGAGCAGCAGUGCACUUGACAAUUCCUCAGAGUUCACACAAGAUGAAAACAGGUCGGAGUUCGCUCAUCCAGAACUUCCAUCAGAAGACUCCAUGUUUGUCCAUCCAUCUUUCGAGACUCAGUCGACUUCCGUCCACACUAAGUCUGUGCUGGACAGCCAGACCAUUGAGGACCAGAGGAUCACCAGGCUUGCACAGAAGCUUCUGAGCUCUCUAAAAAGGAACAAUGACACCACAUUCAGCCUGGAGGCACUCUGUGAAGGAGGCACUCGCUUGCAGGCUGCGACCACUUUCUUCUGUCUCCUGGUACUGAAAAAACAAAACGCCCUUCACCUGCACCAGAACGCACCUUAUGAAGACAUCUUUGCCACACCUGGACCCAAGUUCUAGGUGAUCUGCAAGAUCCUUUAAACUUAUUUAUUUUUUUUAUUGUCAUUUAAUAUCAACAGCUGCUGAUAUGCAGCAGUUAUUCUUGCGAUCUUUCGGGACUAAAAAUGUUCUUGAUGGUCGAUGUUUUGCACCAAGUUCCUCUUCUGUUUAUGAACACAAGAUUUGAAGAACCACGCAGUCUUUGUAACACAUGU